This is a messenger RNA of Myotis davidii, 2375 nucleotides long. It is a transcript of the gene GPNMB, whose product is annotated as glycoprotein nmb. The transcript is spliced from 11 exons. The record is from RefSeq and is a predicted model, not a curated record. Gene Ontology annotation, molecular function: integrin binding. Bases 121 to 1797 code for a protein of 558 amino acids. NCBI's taxonomy places the organism in Eukaryota, Metazoa, Chordata, Mammalia, Chiroptera, Vespertilionidae. Gene Ontology annotation, biological process: cell adhesion.
CCCGAGGCCCACAUUUAAUUAAAAGGAGUAGGGCACAGGAGAAGAGGCUGCUGUUGGCAGAUGGAGCCGGAGGAGUUGGGAGCUAAGCCUUGAUUGCUGGGUCCGGAGAGCACGGUCAGCAUGGAAUGUGCCUACUGCUUCCUGGGGUGUCUGCUUCUGGCUGCAGGAGUGCCCCUUGGUGCCGCCAAACGAUUUCAUGAUGUGCUGAGCAAUGAAAGAACUUCUGGUCACAUGAGGGAGCACAACCAAUUAAAUGGUUGGUCUUCAGAUGAAAAUGAAUGGAAUGAAAAACUCUAUCCGGUGUGGAAAAGAGGAGACCCGAGGUGGAAAAACUCCUGGAAAGGAGGCCAGGUGCAGGCAGUUCUGACCAGUGAUUCCCCAGCCCUGGUGGGCUCAAAUGUAACAUUUGUGGUGAGCCUGGUGUUCCCCAGAUGCCAAAAGGAAGAUGCCAAUGGCAACAUAGUCUAUGAGAAGAACUGCAGAAAUGGAACGGGUCCAUCUGCUGACCCGUAUGUUUACAACUGGACAGCGUGGGCCGAGGACGAUGACUGGGGGAAUGACACCAACCAAAGCUACCACGUGUUCCCCGACGGCAGGCCUUUCCCGCACCACCACCACCACCACCGGCGGAGGCAGUGGGGUUUCGUCUACGUGUUUCACACACUUGGUCAGUAUUACCAGAAAUUGGGACGGUGUUCAGCGAGUGUUUCUAUAAACACAACCAACGUGACGCUUGGCCCUCAAGUCAUGGAAGUAGCUGUCUAUAGAAGAAACCGAAGGACAUACACUCCUAUCGCAAAAGUGAAAGAUGUGUACCUGGUCACAGAUCAGAUUCUUGUGUUUGUGAAUAUGUCCCAGAAGAACGAUCGAAAUUCCUCUGAUGAAACCUUCCUUAGGGACAUUCCCAUUCUGUUUAAUGUCCUGAUUCACGAUCCCAGCCACUUCCUGAGGGAGUCUGCCAUUAACUACAAGUGGAACUUCGGGGAUAACACUGGUCUGUUUGUUUCCAACAAUCGCACUUUGAAUCACACGUAUGUGCUCAACGGGACUUUCAGCCUUAACCUCACUGUGCAAGCUGCAGUGCCUGGACCUUGCCCUUCACCUACACCCAGACCUCCAAAACCCACUCCUUCUUUAUCACCCGCCGGAGACAGCCUGCUGGAGCUGGGGGAGGUUCCCGAUGAAGACUGCCGGAUUAACAGAUACGGCCACUUCAGGGCCAUCAUCACAAUUGUAGAGGGAAUUCUAGAGGUGAACAUCGUGGAUACGGCAGAAGUCCUGAUGCCCCGGCCACAGUCCGAGGACCCCUUGAUGGAUUUCCUGGUGACCUGCGAAGGGACCAUUCCCACCGAGGUCUGUACCAUCGUUUCUGACCCCACCUGCCAGCUCGCCCAGGACACGGUCUGCAGCCCCGUGGAGGUGGCCAUGGGCGAUGCGUGCUUGCUGACCGUGAGACGGGCCUUCAACGGCUCCGGGACCUACUGUGUGAACCUCACUCUGGGUGACGAUGCGAGUCUGGCCCUCACGAGCACCCUCGUCUCUGUCCUGGGCAGACGCCCAGGCUCCCCCGUGAGAAUGGCGAGUGGUGCCCUGGCCUUCGUGGGCUGCUUGGCCAUAUUUGUCGCUGUGAUCGCCCUGGUGGUGUACAAAAAACGCAAGGAGUACAAACCAAUAGAAAACGGUGCUGGGAUCAAUGGCAAAGGACUGAACGUUUUCCUGGAGCACGCAAAGGUCAAGUUCUUCCCCGGCAGCAAGGAGAAAGACCCACUUCUCAAGAACCAGCCAGGAAUUCUUUAAACCUUCAGCCUGAUUUCUGACCAACAGCUCGCUCUUCAGUGCCAUGUGUGUGAGCUGUGCUAGCAUAGAGGACUAUCAACUUUUUUCCCUAAAUGUUACUGUAAAAUAUAUACUGUGGUUUAGGGAGGUGUAAUUUUUUUUUAUAGGUUAAAUGACAUUAUAGAGAAGUGGAGAGACAUUAUAUGGCAUGCAGCCUCGGCCGUGUUAUGGAACUGAUGGAGUCGGUCAGCCGUGCUUUCUUUCAUUAUGAUUUAUGUUUCACUCAGAAUGUCUUAACAUGAUUAGUAGGAUAGACAUACUGUGUCCAAAGAGUAGGUGGAGAAGGAAGGUACUAUUCAUCAGAGUGACCAGGUUGCCUGGAAGGCGAGGGUGGACGCUUUCUAGCUUCCCAUAUACACACAUGCGUACGAUCAAUGCACUGUACCCCUGUCCCUAAGACCAUGUUCCCAGGUAACUGAAGCCUAUUUCAAUGAGCACGCAUGAGCUCCCAACAGAACAGCAGGCCAAGCCUCUACUAUGAUGCAGAUGCUUGUUACACUAAAACAGUAAUAAUCAUCAUCAUCAUCAUCAUCAUCAUC